AUGAAACUUUCAAGCUUGUCAACAGACGCGCAAAUCGAUGUCUUCUCGUUUUUGGACUUGGAUUCGUUGCGACGGAUGAUGGCCACCGAUCGAAGCUUUCGUUGUCUUUUGCUCUCCGAUACAGCCUAUCAGAUGUGGCUCUAUCAAUUUGAGCUUCGCUGGGGAAAACUGCCACAAGAUAUGCAUACGGACCCUGUCCUGAAGAACGAUGUUCCACUCCCCGGUAGCAUUUCUGCCUCAGAAUCAUUCCCAUCUCCGGUUGGACGUCUGGGCAAAACCAACCUUCCUCUACUUCUCUCCACGACACCGGAAGAAAUCCCCCAACGCUUGAUCCAAUAUUUCUAUCACCCUGGGGCGACUUUUGACGUAUCCACGAAACAAACCCCCCGCUUGGAAUAUUCUUUUAAUGUGACUGGCUAUGUUUAUUCCAUCAGGGCCAACCUUCCCCUACCAAAACCAAAAUGUCAAAUAUCAGAAAUUGAAACUGUAACUGAAACCACAUUAAUGGAUGAUGGCGAAGAAGUGGCGACUCUGGAGAACGAGCUAAUUUACGAAUGGAGACCUUUCGUAAGUCCCUACAGGUAUCAAGCCGGACCCAAGAGCACUAUCAACGUGUCACCUCGCCUCGUAUCCUAUUUUGAAAUUGCAAUCGGGACACGCCAAUGGGACUGCCCUCCACCACUUUUCAGAGACGACUGUGUUUGCAUUGGCUUGACUACGAGCCCGUCUCGCUGGGUUUCUAAAUUGCCGGGAUGGGACAAGCUCAGUUUUGGAUACCAUGGCGACAAUGGUGGCUUGUAUCAUGGUUCUGGACGGAACAUUGGCCUAGUGAGCACCUUUGGACCUGGUGAUACAGUGGGGAUGGGAAUUGACUAUGUCCAUCGCUAUAUCUUUGUCACGAAAAACGGUCAAUUUGUCACUGCUGCGUUUCGGGACUUGAGUAUCGAUAUGCUUGCCAACAUCCAUUUCUUCCCUAUCGUGGGUUUGUAUACUAGUCAUGUUGUGGAAGUCAACUACAUGGGUAUGGCCCAGCCCUUUUGCUUUGACUUGGCAGCAUAUUGCAAUCGUGAUCAAGAGCAGGUGACUCUUGCCAUUGAAAAAUGUAUGGAACAGGACGCUUCAGCUCUGCGAGUUGGCCAUUCUAUUUCAGUGUGA
This is a messenger RNA of Cylindrotheca closterium, 1155 nucleotides long. The record is from the annotation of a GenBank genome assembly. NCBI's taxonomy places the organism in Eukaryota, Bacillariophyta, Bacillariophyceae, Bacillariales, Bacillariaceae.